AUGCCAUGGCCACUGAAGUAUGAGGCCCGCUCAGUAGAGACCUCAGAUUUCAACAUGCACGGCUCCUAUGGCUCUAUAGAUACCAACACAGAUCCCAGUUGCAACAGGACCACGGACCUAAAGAUGGCCUUUGGCAACAGCCUAGGCCUUGACAUCACCCUGGUCCUGGGUGGCAAGAAGGUCACCCUCAUCAAUGAGAAUAGGUUUUACACAAUAUGGGACUUUCUAGACUACUGGAUUUUUAACAAUACUUGGAUAUCAAUCCUGUUUACAAUUUUCCUGGGAGUUGCUUUUGAGAUAAUCCUCAUAAGAACUUGUGAAUUAUUUAAGAAGAAGCUUAAGCUAUGGAAAAAUAGCGGUUUGUAUUCUCAGAGGCAGGAUGAAGAUGUUUUCCCCAAAGGAGAGAUACUUGCUAUAGAGUGCUGGUCCAUUUCCAAAACAUCUUCAGCAGAAAGAGUGGAAGCAUUUUCAGAAAGAGUAACAACCAGUCCUCCAUGUGAGGAGAAGGGAAAUAACAUCAGAAAGGAAACCAUUUCAUCCAAUGAAUAUGAAUAUCAAGGAAGCCAUUUUUGUGAAACUCACUCAUCUUCAGGUGGGACCAGAAAAUCCUUUUCAAUGAUUCAUUCAAAAGUAAAGAACAUUUUCAUGAGAUCCUUUUACAGAAAAGAUCCACAAAGUAAAUAUCAAACAAAAUCAUUUUCCUCCAGUAAUUUAUUUUCAAUAAUGAAAACCAACAGGAAAAAAAACACACUUCCUGUCAGUUUUCCAAGCACUUUUACAUUUACAAGAGCUGAGGAUCUCAAUGUGACACCAUGCCCUCCUGUCCAUUUAUUACUUUCUCUUGACCAAAUUAAACAUUUGGAAGAAAAUGUGAGAAGGAAGAUUCCUGUGAACCCUAAAGCUUUGUCAGGGAGGGAAGCUGAUUGUCUGCACCCAAGAUCUCAGGAGUCAUUGAUCCAUUAUCAACAUCCUAAGGAAGAAUUUCUUCCUGCUGAAGCACUAGAUACUUUCCCGGACCAAAGUGCUAUGCAGAAUCAGUUGAUUCGUGAAGAACAGUUUACUAGCCAAACCCAACAAUGUAUUCACAACCAAGAGUCAGUCAUCAGCCAGCCUGGUUUCAUUCAGCCUCUAGAUGUUAUGAGACAGCCAUUUUCUAGUAGCACACAAGACUCCUUCCAGUCCCAACAAAUAGACCAUAAAGAUAAAAGCCAACAUUUCAACCACAUCCCAUGUAUUGAUGAAACAGAAGAUUUAACCAAGGGCUUAGAGUCUGAUGAACAUUUCAGUGAGACCCAAUGUUCUGUCUAUUUUAAUGACCAAAACAAGAGUAACCAUUUGGUUACAGGACAAAAUAGUGUUUUCCAGAAUACUGAUUUUCUAUCUUUAAGAUCAAAUUCAUUGGCUGAAGAUUUUCCACAACAAAACGUAAUACCAGGCCAACAACCAGUGGCUUCAUUGGAAUCAAACCAGCAUUGUGCACACAGUUCAAUGUCUCUUUCACUUAACAUUAAAAGGCAGAGAAACAAGAGAGAAAUACCAGACAAUGAAAGAAAACUCAAUCUUAAAGUUCCACAUCCCAAAGCAAAGAAAACCUCCCAUUCACAGGUAUUGCCAAUCAUAGUCUGUCAUACUUCAGAAAAUAAGAUAACGUUCAGAUGCAAGAAGAAGAAGAACAUAGUACAUCAAAGAAAAACCAUGCCGGAUAUAGCACUGCAUCUUAUUUCUGUCUCUAAGCUUAUCACUCCCCAUGUUAAAAAGUAUUUCUUAAAAUGUCUAGUGGCCGUUAUUCCAGACUUAAUAACAUGUGAGCGUUUUCUGCAGGCACAAAAUAAGUCACUAGAUACAGAGAAAAUCAAUUCUACAAGGGCAGACAAACAUACAGACAGAGACGAGGCUGCAGGUCCCAUGCACCCACCUUCAAUGCCAGAGAAAUCGUCAGCUAGUGAGUGUUUAAUUGAAACAACAGAACAUAGGGUCCCAUUUUGUGAAAAGCCCACACAAACACUGGAUGGUCAUAUUACAGAAGACAAAGAAGACUUGAACAAGGACUUAUGUGCAGUUGCCACAAGACCUUUUAAAGUCAGAAAAAUAGCAUCAGGACCAAAAAAUGUACUCAGUGUCAAGCACAAAUUUAAAGUGAAAAAACCUGCAUUUUCCCUGAGGCUUUCUGUAACUGCACAUAACACUCUGAAUAGGAGAAAAGUGGGAGACAGAUUUGAAAUCAAUAGUAAACAAAUGCUGCAUGAUGUAAUAUUGGCACCUGGGUUUCUAAAUGUUCAGCCUCAGAGGUCUAGCAUUCAAAAUAAUAAAACUGAUAUCAAGAUAACACCCCCAAAAACCCAUGUUGAAAGGAAAGAAAAGAAUUUAGAUUCCCUUGAUAAAGAAAGGAAAGCUGUAGAUGCUCCAGAAGUUCAGUUGUGCUGUGAUGUGAAAGUGCUGCCAGAGACAGUGGCUCCCGUUCGGAGCUUCCGAUUUGACGCAUGCCCAGUCAAAUCUGAGACUAAGAUGGAGAAAGAAAUGUUUCAAGCAGUAUCUCUCACUGAAGCAGUUACGGAGUCAGUUGACUCACCGAGAAUGGAUUCAUUUUGUGUUGCAAAUACAAAAACCAGUGCAGCUACACAGACAGAGCUCCAAUAUUGUGCAGAAUUAGCAUUGGAUCCUCUAACGUCAGGAAAAUUACUGGCGAAAGACUCUCUGAGACAACCAAGUAAUGUCCCAAAUGAUGGAAAUGAUACAAGGGAAAUUAGUUGUGGUUUUAAUCAAAACACUUUUCCAUGCUCUGUAAAUUACUGCAUGCCUGUUUUGAUUCAUUCUAAAAAGAAAGAGCAAAUAAGAUUCACAAAUAUGAGUACAGCGAGGUUCAAGUAUAUGAAUAAGGUGAAACCAAUGGCUUCAAAAACAUUCAAUAUCACAGGCAACAAAAAGAAGUCAAAAUUGGACCUCAAGAUCAAAUUAAAAAGGGUAGACCAAGCUAAGGCAUUUUUACCUGAAUGUCAAAACACUAUUUGCUUAUCCAACCAUGGAGAUUUGCAGGAGGUCUUUUGUCAUGCUCAACUAAAGCAAGGAGGACUAGCAAGCCAAAUACGUGUUGAUUGUGUACCUGAAAGUAGUGAGUUCUACAACAGAGAGAAAAACUUUAAAGAAGAAAAACAAAACCCUUUUGUACAGGCAGCUUCACAGCAUGGCCAACAUAGGUGGGCUGAUGCAGAUCAAAGGAAGGAAACUCUCACAGAUGAGCCAGAGCCAUCGCCUAUCUCUUUAAGUCAAAAACAACCUGCUAACAAUCAGGGUGUAAAGUACCAAAAAGAUUCCCUGAAAAGUACUUCGGAGACCAGCCUACAAAUGGCCCCCAUCCAAGCUGAAGGAUUACAGACAACGACCAGAACAGAAAGUGGCAUAAACGUCCCCAUGGUUCCUAAAAUUUUAUCUCCUAAAGCAGGAACCUCUUCACCUGGUGAAUUUACAAAGAUGACAGAUGAUGAUUUAGAAUCCUAUGAGAACUCUGAACAUGAAUUAGAAUUGUAUCCUGCAGAAAAGGAUUCAGAGACAUCAACAGGUCUGCAGGUGGCAUUCCUGCAGUCUUCUGAUUCUGUUACAAGAUCCUCUGUUCUUAGACCUAAAGGGAAGAGAAAAGUACUAAGAUCAAAGAGGCACACAACAGCGAGACAGAGACAUAGAACUAUGCCGGAAAUAAAACCAUCAGUUCCACAGUCAGUUGGCUGCAGGUAUAGCAAAAAACAAAACUGCAAAGAAAUGAAAUAUUCCUGGAUAAUUUCCGAAGAGAAAUGUUACAAGAUGGGUAACAUAGUAGGUGCCUGUUUGGACUUCAUUUACUCCACUGUAUAUAUUUUGUCCAACAAAAAAAAUAGAAGUUCAAAACCAUGGAUAGAUGAACAGAGAAUAAGAAGACUAAGUCAUAGGGAACGAAUACGAGAGAAAUCACCAAAUGGAAGAAACACACACUUUCUGGGUUCUGCUGAUUUGAGUAGUUCCUCUAGCAUGAAGAACUAUGAAGAAGAAGUGGAAGAGGAACCAGAAGAUAUCCUGAUCUCAGAAAAUAGCCCCAGCCUUACAUGUGCUACAUAUCAAGAAAAAGACCAUGACCAAGAAGGGAGAACAAUUGCUCAGGUACAAGCACAAACACUUACAGAAGUUAUUUCCUGUUCUACCCCAUGCCCCAUCCCAGAUGAACUUCAACUAGAAAAGCUAGAGGACUGUUUCAAUGUUUCCCCUCUAACAUUUGAGGAAGAUAAGGACAAUGCACUAUCUAAAGGAGAGUGCGAUCUAUCUGAUGAAAGACGACACAAGGAACAGGCUGCUGACAGUGAAAGGGAGCCGAAGGAACUAUCAGCCUCAUAUGCUAAUCCAAACCAUAGUGGAGAAAUAAAAUGUGACUCAACCAUAAUGGAAGGCACGGAUCCAGAGGGAAAAAAUGCAGAUGAAAUAUCCUAUUUGACAGAUGUUGCACUGGAUAUUAAUAUGAGCAGCAAGAUAGAAACAGAAGAAUCCACAUCAAGCAAAAAAACACCCUGUUCUGUACCAAGGAAGCCAGAGAUACUGCUUCAUGAAGGGAAGUUUACUUCAGAUGACAUCAAAGAAAUUAAUCUUCAAUCUAAAGAAGAAAGGGAGAAUGAUGAUGACACAUUAUUAGAGUCAUUCCCACAGGAUAGCCAACAUUUUGUAUUUUGUUCACAUCAAAGCAGGGAUCCUAUCUCUCAUGAAUUAAGAAAAGAAGGAGGGAAGAACAUUCUGUUCACUGUGGAACAGGAAAUUCCACAGCCAAGUCAGUCAGCAGGUCUAACCCAAAAAGAGUAUGCCAUGUGUAUGUCAAGUUCAAAGGGUCCUCCCAUACAAUCUCAAACUGAUGAAGUUAACCCUGAUAGAACAAAAUACGGCAUCUCUGAUGAUGGAACUCAUGAACAGAAACUGAACAGUUGGGAUAGAUUGGAAAGAGAAGGGCUUAAAAAUGACCUACAAGCAACUAUCACAGAGUCUUUGAAUCUCUCAACCCCUCAGGCACUAAGAUCUGAAAGGAAAAUCAAAGUAUCUAUACGGAAAGCCUUACAAGGUAAAAUGUGUUCAAUUGGUAUAACUAUGAAAGGAAGGAAAACAGCUGUUUCAAAGGUAUUAACUAUAUCACAGUGUGGUCAUAGAAAAAAUCUACUUCCAAAAACCUUGAAGCCCCAGAUUUCUGAAUUUAUACAUUCUGCUGUCUUAUCUGAUAGUUUUAAUAUAAAAGUAUUGAAAGAUCCAACAGCAGAGAAAAAUAAAAGAUUAUUAACCCAGGAAUUGGCAGCAACAAUGUUAGAGUCUUUGGAUUUCUCCACACCUACAUCAAAAGAGAAAGAGAAUUUAAAACUCAUGGACAAGGGAAAUGAAAUGAGUAACAAUUAUCUAUCCGUCAAAACAAGGAAGGCAGAAAUCUCCCAGACACUUACUACUGCAGGAUGUGGAACACCAAAACAAGGUAAACUCAUGGCAGAUUUGUCCCUAAAUACCACCUUCUCUCCUAUGCCUGUGUCUCUUGAUCUGAACACAUGUGGUGGAAUACAAGAUAGGGAUAUGAUGUGGACAAUGAGAUUUAGUACUGACCAGUCAGAACAUGAAGAGAGAGCUUGGUGCACAGACUACAUGGAUGAGGAUACAACCUCAAAUAGCACCAAAGAUGUAAAAGGUCAAGGUGGUGAAGAGGGCCCAUCGAUUUCCAGUCCUCAGAAUAUGACAGAGCCUAAUUCUGUGCAAUCUGGUUUACAACUGAUUAAUUCAGCAACUUAUCCAGAGUUAGAGAGAACGCUAUACGAUGGGCAAGCAGAGCCAGUCAAUGUGAAUGACCUACAAUGUAGCAUGGUGGAUGUAACGUCAAACACACUUUCCUUACAUUCUCUUGCUUAUUCUGAAGUGGACACAAGGAUACAUGAAGAACAAGCUAUGCAAAUAACCCAAUCGAGUCAUCAACCAAAGCUCCAAAGACCAUCAGAUACAGAAGAAAUCUGUGCAAAUUCUAACCUUGAACCUAUCUUGAACAACGGAAAAUGUUCCAUAGAAUAUACAUCCCAGAAAGAAGAGAGUACAACAACAGAAAAAACCAUGCAUUUGAAAGAAAAACCAUCAGUUUUACAGAAAAUUCAGUUAGAUAUCACAGAACCAGGGCAAGAGCUACAAAAAAUUAAAGAUGAACUUAAUGUGGAUGAAACCAGUACCAGCAUGUGGGUAUCCUCUCCUUGUUUGAAAUCAGAUACAAGGAUAGAAGAGGCAGAUGGUAUAACUGAAGUAACACUGCACUUUCUUACAGAAUUAUCACUCCAGACAUCAUCAGCUAUACUGGAUGAAGUAAGAAAAGAGUGUGCCAAGGGUCAUACCACUAGUGCCACACUAAAACAAGAGGAACAUGUGCUACAGAAAACAGAGCAUGAAGUAAAAAUAUUUGGGGAGAAAGUCACAAUGCAUACAGAAGAUAAGGACUGCACAGGAAAUAAAACACUCUCCCAAGAUUUAUUCUCAAGUUCUAAGGAUCAAGGGGAAAUAGAUCCACAAAAUGAAGAACAAGAAAGAGUGGAUGGAAAGGAUGAAAAAGAACAGACUUAUAAUAAUGAUGGUAAAGACCAAGAGAAAAUGGAUCUAAAUUACACAAAACAGGGGAAAUGCAGUCAAGAUGAUAGGGAGGAAAAGGAAAAGAACCCAGAGGGUAAAGAGCAGAGGGAAACAAUUGGAGAUGGUCAGAAACACGAGGAAGGCUGUCUAGAAAAUGGAGAGCAAGAGACAUGGAAUCACAAAUGUGACACUCAAGGGGAAGUAAACCCCAACAGUAUAGAGCCAGGGAAAGCAGACCAACAAAGGGAAAGCAAAGAGAAAGUAGCUCCUGAGUAUCUUCCAUCUCAGUCUUCUCAUAAACUGAUGUCUAUUAGAACAGAAGGAGAAGAACAGACGCAAGGAACCAUGAAAUCAGCUAAUUUACAACUACAGCAACAGAAAUUGCUUGAAACAGGAAAAACUAAACAAACAGAAUCAGCUGAGGAUGAUGAUAAGUCAAAUGUAAAAAUAGGGAAGCAGUGUGAGUCACAGACAUGGAUGGAUGGAGGAAAAAAUGUGCAUAGAAAAGAUGUAAUGCCCUCCAAAGACACAAGUUCCAAUACAAAUCAGUUACCACUUUCACAUGUACCCAGGACCACUGGGCAUUAUGGCACAAAUACAACAGAUGAACAGACAAAUGUAAAUGAAAACUUGGGACAUGUGCAGGAAAGAAACUGUGAACUAGGUGAGGGUUUGACCUUGGCAUCUUUACCUCACAGUAAGUUAGAUAUAAGAAUAAAAGUCAAGAAAGAAACAUGUAUAGAAACAGGAUCCUUUUCUCCAUACUCACAGAGCAUGGAACCUUCAGACGCAGAAACAUCAAGCUUUACAGCAUCCUCUUUGAAUAACAUCAUAAAUGAUUCAAAAAGAUCAAGAUACAUGUCAUAUAAAGAAGAGAAUAGAGUGAAGACUUUUGAGAGAGGCACUGUGCAUCACAAGGCUGAAUGUGUGAACAUAAAUAAAUCACCGCUUUCAUAUGUACCCGAAAUAAAGAGACCAAAACUGCAUCUUAAAGAGAAAAGUAAGAAGAAGCAAGAAGGCAGGAAGGCAAAAGGUAUGCUCCUGAGAGAAGCUCGUCCUGUCAUCACUUCUUCAAACGCCUCUACUUUAGACAAAAGCAAGGAAGUUGAAACAGAAGUAAGGCAAAGGCACUUGCCACACUCUAUGCCACAAGAAUCAUUACCUGAAGGGCAAGUAGCAUCUACAAAGUCCAUUUCUAACCAUGCAAAGAGAAGAAAACUGCAUCUAUCAGCAACUGAUGUUUUGACAAGGCCCAGUGACCUAGGUUUAAAGGCAAAGAUAUCUGCAACUUAUCAUGGAUUGAAUGUCAAGGAGAAUAGUAUUCCCAGGAAGAGGAGGACUUCCUGGAGGAGCAGUAAAGAAAAAACAGGACAGAAACAGGGAAAAACCAGAGAAUCUAUAGUUUUUACAACAAAGAUUGAUAGUUCCACGCCUUCUGUUCCUCACCAUGGAUUGCUUCCUUUACAGGAAGAUUUUCUUGUGGCAUCAUGUACAGGGGAACUCACACAUUCAGGUUCAAAUGAAAGCAUUACCCUACCUAAUGCAAUAAGUAAAGCCAAUAUACAAGAGUUAUAUGAUGAGGCAAAGGUCAGAGUAAUAGUUAAAGACAGCAAAGAUAGAAUGCAUUUGAGAGCAAGAAUAUCCCCAACUGCACAUUUUAAUGACAGCAUGCCACCUUUUGAUAUUAGAGAGCAAAGGGAAAAACCUGAGCACACCAAAGGUGAUCCAACAAUGAUUGUUCUAAAUGAAACUGCUUCCUUGCCUUUUCUGUCUUUCCAAAAGUCAGACACUAGAGUGAGUAAAGAGGAAAAUAUACUAGGAGAAACAGAAAUUUCUUUUCUACCACCAAAGUCAGAGUCAGACAAAAGAGCAUGCAUGGGAUCAUCAGGUUAUGGACUAAGCAACAGAAAAGAAUCAACACAUAAAAAUGAGAAGAAUAGACUCAUAAAAGAUGUGAAAGACAAAGAGUUCAACAAAUCAAUGGACCAAAGUGUAAAGAAAUUACCAUGGUCACAUACACUCAGAAUCAAAGAGUUGCAGGGGAAAGCCCAGGUAGAAACACUUGUGGAUCUGGCAAACACAAUUUUAUCAUUGUCCAUCUCACAAUUGCAACUCAAUACAUAUUUAGGUGCACAGAUAACUGGGGGAGAAGUUUACAGUGAGAUAAAAUCACUGAAAGAACACGUGCCACAAAAAGAAAAGGAAGAUAAAAAAAGGCAUGUGAACGUAAAGAGUAAAAUGCAUGCCAAGGACAUAAAUUGCAAGACAAAUAAAUCACCUGAUUUACCUAUGAAGAAUUUGAGUGACCUUCACUGGAAAACUAGAGAGCCACGGGGAAAAGUUGAACAAGAUAUAAGUGAGCCACGUGUAACAUUAACUAAGAAGUUGACUAAGACAUCCACUGCUACAUCUCCCCAGCCUAUCCUUAUUGGGAAUCCUGGAAUCAUGGAAGAAUGUACACCAGUGUUAACAAGAUCCUCUGCUUCCUUUGGAUACUUCCAGAAAUCAUCAGAUUCUGAAAGAGGCAUUUACAUACAGCCAACUACUGGAGAUACUUCAGUUAGUCUACAAAUUGAAAAACAACAUAUGUCAGGGGAAAAGGAAGAACCUGGAAUGCAAAUAGCAAAGAUCAUAACUCACAAAUAUCAAGAAACAAGGGUUCAGGAACUUCAAGAUGAACAAGGCUUAGUUCUGACUAAAUCCUCUUAUUUGUUAUCAGAUCUGCUCCAUUCCAAAUUGUAUGAGAAAAUAGAAUUCAAUGACACAAAACUAAUACUUAGAAAUUCUGCUUCGCAGAAACUAUCAACUAAAGGAAAACCAUUACCUAGAGAGGCCAUUGUUGACGAUACCACAAAAGGUGUUCAAAAACAACAUCUACCUCAGAGAGAAGAGACAUACAGAAAAGAAAUAAUAGACAGGCAAUGCACAGAUGUAACUUUAAAAUCACAGAAUUCACUUUUCUCCCAGAAACUCCACAGAACAGAACCUAUGCAUACUAACUCACCUAAACCAAAGGAACAAGACAAUAAAAGUGAACCUCGAGUUUUAAGAAAAAUGUACAAUUCUAAACCUCCACCCGACAUCACCUUAUGUAAAGCUGUACAAGUAGAUGAAGGAAGGUCAGAAAGUGCACCAUUUUACCCAUUCCCACAAAUGUUUCCAGCAUUUUCAGAUGCAGAGAAGAUGGCAGACACAGAGGCCAGGUGUGGGUAUGUCAGAAAAGAAAAACCAUGUACAAAGCAGGUAGAAAAAACAGUAGACUUGACAGUUGGUGUGCAAUGCCAAAGGACAAAGGUCCCACCAAUUUCGAAUCUCCUUAAUGCAAAGGAAUUUGUCCUGAAUAUGAAGCUUCUGGAGAAAAAAGCACAGAAAGACAAAAGUGAACUGGCUGUGGUUGCAUCACGGACUUUCCUGUCCAUGUCAUCACCAGCUUCUAGGACUUCACUGGGCAAAACACAGAAAGACACAGCAAGAGUUACAGGACACACUUGCCCACAGGGAAAUGUCCAGGAAGCAGCAGAUAUCCAGGAAAGAGCAAACAGAGAGUCAGCUGAAGAUGACAGUAACUGUAUUGUUAAGACAACAGAACACAAUAUGCUACAGAGACAAGCCACGCCACAGGAGUCAAAGUCAGUGACCACUGUCUAUCAAAAAAGUGGUCUUCCACAAGUUGACUUGGCAUGUGAGUCAGACUCUCCAGAUCUUAACAUCGAUCUCACAAGAUUAGAUAUGAUUAAAAGGGAAAAAAUGCUGAACAUCAAAGGGCAAAAAUGUCAGCCAGAAAAAUGUGAAAAAGAACCUUCAACUAAAAUUGGAAAUUGCAAGGAGGAAAAUGAAAUCAAAGAUAAUUUAAGUCACAAAACAAGUCCUAAGUUUCCAGUUUCUCCACCAAAGAAAUCACUCAAGGAGACACUGACCACAAGUGGAACCCUUGUAUGUUCAAAGGGGCCAAUGACAGAGAGAGGACAGGAGACUGGCUCAGAUAGGUCUAUUAAGCCAAAGAAAGUUAAACAGAGUAAUGCUACAGUAAGUGAAAUGUUACCUCCAGAAAAGACAUUUCAAAAUAAGGAAGAACAAAAUGUUGACAUGAAAAAGCAAGCCAUUCCUCACUCCAAGAGUGGACAGCAGAUAAAGGCAAAGUCCUUCCCCCCUCUUAAUGUUCGAGUUCAGAACAAAUAUCAGAGGAUACCUUUACUAACAGACGUGGAUGAGAAAACUGCAGUGAAUAUCAGCCCACCAAUGCAGUCAGGGGCACACAUGAGUAUUACAGAGUUUAACCCCACAAGAAGGAAAGAAGAUUCACCAUCAAUAGUUCUAGAACAAGAACAAUGUGAUCUAGAAUUGCCUCAUAAAUCCCAUGAUUCUUUACUGAAUUCUGAACCCAGGAACUUAUGUUUACAAACAAUACAAGGGGAUGUUUCAGGGAGUAAGGACUUAAAUAUCAUACAUAUCCCUGAAAUGAAUACCACUGGGCAAGAAGAAAUAAGAAAAGAUACUCUAACAUCCCCAGAGUGCACAUUUGAAGAUCAGACAUCAGAGAUGGUGAACAUAUCCUUACAGAAGUGUGACUCUCACCUCCAAAGGGCUAUUUCAGAAGAUUACAGUUGCAGGGUUUAUAUGAAAGUUAUAAAAAUGAAUUUCAGGUCUCCAAGAGGUGAUAAUACACAUGCUAACUUAAAAAUCGAUUACCAAAGACGUUUUCCUUCUCCCAGCUGUGUAAAGACACCAACAUUGAAUGUUUCAAAUAGCAGCAAGGUCAUGACAGCACCAAAGGGCAUUGAAAAGCAAGAAACUUGGAACCCACCAUCAAUAGUUCCAUUGAGUCACAUUCUCUACAAGUUCUCAAAGAAAGAAAAGGCUGAUCUUCUUGUGCACUUAUGUACAAAAUCACUGGAGAUACAAGCAACAGGCCUUCCCAGAAUAGUAGCACAAUCUUAUGUAAUGGCCAAUGCCCAGGAUAAAUCAAAACCCUUAUUUAAGUGUAUCCAUUCUGCCACCAAAGACCCAAAACGAACAAACAGAGUUUUAGUACUUUUUGAUGAAAGAUCUUUUUGUGAAAUUGACUAUGAUUUGCAAUGCAAAUACCUCCGCUCUAUCCCUAGACCUUCUGUCACUGUGGUCUCUAAGCCAAAUGUACUUCCCAAACACACUUCUAAGUUAAGAAUGGGUUCAGGUUCAGAAUGUAAAAAAGAGGAAGAGUGUGAAAAAAGUAAUAUUCGCUCCUUUGACAAAGAACUUUUACAACAUGUUCCUUUCCAAAAGAAAAAUCUACAACAAAGCUCAUCACUCACUAGAAAAUUCCAAGAGCCAGCCAAUGUACCUGUCCUUUAUUCUGGUCUACAAGGCACAAAACAGAAAGAUAUGACAAUUCUUUCAGAUUUAAAAUUACAGAUGGCAUCGGAACAGGAUAAACAAUGUCACGUUUGGUUUCAAGAAACCAGUUCAUACAAGAAGCAUUCUGUUGCAAGAACUCGGAAAAAUAUUUCUGAUGUAGCUGAUUCAUAUUCAUCUUGGAUUUCUGAUGGCUGUACCAAUGAUGUACCUCUAAAUACUGAGACUUCAACUGACUUGGCAGAAUAUCCAGUUUCUGAGGAAAGUAACAGUGAGGAAUGUGUGUUUAUAGAAACCAAUUUUUACUUAACUCAAGAUUCACAAAAGUUAGUGUUUGAGGUACCUAAAGGCAUUCCAUUGGCAGAUACUCACAAAGUGGAUGAACCAACGGUUUUGAAACCAUUUUACUGUGGAGAUCCCAAUGAUUAUCAUACUAAGACACAUAGAAAACAUACCUCCCCCAUGGCACCGUCUUGCUAUCAGUCUCAAAAUACUAGCAAAUAUAAGAUAAACUCCAAAAUGCAGUCUCCUGACUGGUUAUCUCAUAGCUCAUCCAAUACUGUGGAAAUAGAAUCUACAAAAUCUUGCAUAACAUGGAAUAAAGACUGGUCCUCGACAACAUGGAGCACAACAAGCUACUCUUUAACCUCCUCAACAACUGAAUCAAAUAUUAAAUUGAAUCUUGCAAAAAAACAUGGGAAGUCUUACAUGUACCCACAAGUCAAAGAAAGAAGGAUAGCUAAAUCUGAUUUAUGGAGAAAGUCCAAUGUCCAGCAGAGUUCAAAUUAUAGUCACUCACACAGUGGAGAGAAACACCCAAGGAGGAAGAGACUAUAUCAUUAUGAACCCAAAGAUCCAAAUCCACAAACUAAUCAGAUGCCAGAGCCCAAUGCUCAUUGGCAGAAUGUCAAAUUCUAUUCAGAAAGAAGAGAAAAUCAGCCCUUUCUUUAUGCCUGUAUGCCAGCAGAUUCAAUGGAUGUUAUCCCCCAAACCAUUCGCUGGGUUAUUCCACGAAAAAUCUUACAGCAAAGAAACUUCAAAGUUCCUCGAGUGGCACAUAUUUCAAAAUCUUGGAAUCUAUUGAGUUCAUCCAAAAAGCUGUUGGGAUCACUUGCAUGGGCCUUUAAUAGAAUCCGUUAUCAUUGA
Molecule: messenger RNA, 13068 nt
Organism: Cricetulus griseus (Chinese hamster)
Lineage: Eukaryota; Metazoa; Chordata; Mammalia; Rodentia; Cricetidae
Source: RefSeq, a predicted model, not a curated record